Molecule: messenger RNA, 5299 nt
Organism: Helicoverpa armigera (cotton bollworm)
Lineage: Eukaryota; Metazoa; Arthropoda; Insecta; Lepidoptera; Noctuidae
Product: monocyte to macrophage differentiation factor
Exons: 4
Coding region: 198-998 (266 amino acids)
Cellular component (GO): membrane
Molecular function (GO): pore-forming activity
Source: RefSeq, a predicted model, not a curated record
CAAAUUCCAUUCCGUCAUAUCAUAUCGCAUCGACCGAGGUGGUUGUAAAAUUAAAAAGAGACAAAAAUGUGUUUUAAAUCUAGAAAAAUGUAAAUUGAAUUACUAACAUGAAUGGUAACAUCCUUACAAGAUUAACCGUGCAGUUGUUGGUCUCAUGACCAUUUAACAUUCAGCUGCCAUACAGAAAAAACGUAUAAAUGGGUGACGUUCUAAGCUUGUUUUCUGUGAUAAUAAUGAAAUUUAAAUCUAAGUUCAAUGAAAGUAAGAUUUAUUUCCACUACGAUCUUCCUUGGGAGAAGUUGAAGACGGUGAAAUGGAUGAAUGAGAAGGCCACCGCGAACAGGGCCUAUGUGCCCACGACGGUCGAGAACGUAGCGAACGUAUGCACGCACGCGCUAUGCGUUGCGCCUGCGUCGCUCGGCGCGCGGGAGUUGCUGACGCGUUCCGUGAACGCGCCGCAAGCCAUCGCCGCCGUUGUAUACGGGCUGGCAUUGUGCCUCCUGUUCGCGGUGUCCACCACCUUCCAUUCAGUAUGCUGUUGUAGGUCUGAUACUAAAAUGAAACACUUCCUGCACCGUUGCGACCGGGCAAUGAUUUACAUAUUCAUCGCGAGUUCGUACUUCCCGUGGCUGACGGUGGGCACGCUGUCCUGCUGGAUGUUGAGAGAACUGCGGUGGGUGAUCUGGCUGCUGGCAGUCCUCGGCAUCACGUACCAGCAGAUCUUCCACGAGCGAUACAAGAUGUUGGAGCUGCUCCUAUAUCUGGUCAUGGGGCUAGGUCCGGCGGCCAUCAUUGUCACGUCUAAUCACCAGUUCCCGGCGAUGUCGGACCUGAAGCUGGGCGGGAUGCUGUACCUGACUGGCGUGUUCUUCUUCAAGUCGGACGGGCGCAUCCCCUUCGCCCACGCCAUCUGGCACAUAUUCGUCGCGCUCGCCGCCACCGUGCACUACCUGGCCAUCUUGCGACAUCUCUUCCCAGAACUUCAUCAAUCUCAUUGAAGACUGCCCGUUUAACCUAUUGAAUCUCCAUUAUUAGAGCUCUCUAAAGCUAUUUUUGUAUCCUAACUCGACAACAAGGCCGCAGAUUUAAUAAUUCAGCCUGACAAUCGGCCGAGAACGUCGGACGAUCGACGGUACUGCAGCUACGAUCAGCGGCUUUGUAAGGUCUAACUUCGUAAUGUAUGUGUGUGUGAAUCUUUUAUGUAGUGAUUUGGUAUAGACUAAAAUAGACUUAGUACAUUUUAUGCUGUUGGCCGGAGCCGAUCGUAAAUGUAUACCAGCUAGUGUGACGACCUAGAAUGCCCUAAGCGACAUAUAAUUACGUUAUUAUUCGGUAGCGUGAGCAAUUUGAUUGGGGUCAUUAUGAUGAAAGUUUUUGGUCAUCACGAGCUGGGGUAGCCUCAGGGCAUAUUGCGAAAUACUGAAAAUAGUUUUCACUUAGGUCUACGCGAGAAUUGAUCCGAAAUUCAAACUAUGUUGACGAAUUUGAAGCAAACUCAAUUCAACCUUACUUUUCGAUUGCGCCAACGAUCACUCAGGCAGGCAAUAUAAAUUAAAUUUUGCAUAGGGCAACAUACCGCCAUUGUAGGUAGACUCUUAUGCAAGUGAAUAUAAUUAUAUUCGAAGAGAGCGCUCAAGUCGCUCGGGUCGAGGAUGUAAUGCCCCAUGGUAUACAGUUACGCGAGGUCCCGGCCUCUUACGCGCCAUACUGCAAUCAAUAUUGUCAUAUCAAGGUCACAUAAAGGGUUAUCCAUACUGGAUACAUUCACACUACGUGAAGGCGCGAACCAAUAAAUCUCUUUCAUUGAAAUCGAUUUUCAAAAUACUGCAACGUCAGUGACACCUCAGAAGUAUAGAUAUCAAAAGCCGGAUUUAUUGAUACGAGUCUCACGUGUUCGCUAUAACUUGGCAGUGUGCAAUGUUCCUGGUAUUAAUUUAGUUAAUCAAUCAUGCACUAAUAUUGGGUAGCAUUGCAGCUGUGCUAGUUUCGAGUUCUUUACACAUCGGUGAAUCGAAUAAUCGAUCGCGAAUUUCGAGAGGAAAUUGCGAAGGAAGUUUAUCGUGUUGCCACACGCCCACAUACUGAGCACCGUAAUGAACGUCCCGUACAAUUUAUUGAGUGGAGGACGGCGUAGGCACAGCACGAUGCGAACUUCUAAACCCUCACUCAACUCACAAGUCUCACAUACUUGUCUAUUAUUUAGAUACCAAUGUUUGUCCGCAAUGACCGUUGCUGUCCUAUCACGAAAGCGAUAAACACCGCUUCUUUGAAAUAGAAAGCAAUUUAAGUUUGAAAAGGGCAAAUGAUUAGAAAAGAGUAGUUGAUUAAUUUAAUUUGGGUACGCCUUCGCAGUUUUCAGACUUGAGAUUUGUUGAACUUUUGUUGACUUAAUAGAUUUACGUACUGUGAAAUGAUCUAUUACGGCCCUUGUGUAAAGUCUGAAUGUUGGGAGGCCUAGUGUAAGUGAUGAGGGAUCCAAAUAACAACGCUACCGCGCUAGAAGAAUUAACUACCCUCAAAACUUACACUGGGCUUUCAGAUGACGAGGGGUUGUCGUGGUUUUGCCGAAUGAAACUAAGCACGACAAUCUCUCGUCGUGUGAACUAACCCUUAGAGCAUGUAUCAGUGUGACGGUAGUUCCGGAGUGCAGUAUGGCGCGUUCACUCGUUGAUCGGUUCCCGAACGCAGUCACCAUAGAUACCCACGAGUAUUUAUUAGAUGUAACGCAUGAACCACGUUCGGCCAAACUUACUACAGAAUGAUAGUAAAUAUGUGUAUAUUUUGUAACAUAUUGUUGAACUUAUUGUACUAUUGUUGUAGUGUUUGUAGUCGUAUCUCAGAAUCUCGAGACCAAAACCAACCCUUUUUAGAGUAACUAUUUAAAAAAAUCGUAUUGAGGGUUUUUAGAAACAUUUAUACCUAUUAACUUAUUAUACUUAUAUGAAAUCCAGUUUUUUCAGCGAAAUCUUUUAUACACCUCAAUGUGACUUUUUCCUUAGUAUUAGUACGUUAUAGUGUAGCUAGUUGAAUGUAUAUACCAUCUCGUGUCUAUGGAAUAGGAUUUUAAAAUUUUAACAUCUUCAAGGAUAUUUAUUUUAAUUUUAAAUUAUUUAUUUAUAUGUCCCCAAUUUAGAUUUUUUAAGGAUUGCUCAAUCGUUCGUGUGACUAGGUGAUAUUAGCCAGACUUCCAAUCGUUUCACUAGAAUCUCAAAGUAGUAGGAACACGUCGGUGGUAGUGAUGAAACUGAGAAGGUUGCGCGUGAGGCGCGGGGUGACACCCACGUAGUUAUCGCCCGGCCAUUGUUCACUGUGCUCGAGUUAUGAUACUAAACAAUUGAGUCUGUUUGAAACUGGGACGACAGCGCACGUCCAUACUUAGACAGCUCACACAAUGGACAGGGGAAUCGAAUAUAUUCUACACACCUUUAACCCGUUUAGCCUAUAUAAUACUCCUGCUGAUACGAUACCACUACUAUAUGAUGAAAUGUGUUAAUUCGUAAUUAUCUUUCAAUGGAUUACCUAAGCAAAGGUUUUUUUGUUUUAUAUUGUCACAUGAAUUAAGUGCUAUAUUUUGAUUUUGUAAUCAUUCUAGUCAUUGUAUUUGCUACAAACGUUUAAAUGUGUUAAAUGUAAAUUAAUUUUAUGCAAUGUGAUAUAGUCGCGUGGCCGAAAAAUCACAAACCAGUCAUGACAAUGUGUCGGUUUGCAAAAUAGGCUGAUUACAACGUGCAUACGCGGCUUAUAACAUUUUUAAUGAAUUGGUUGAAGAAGAAUCAUUGAAACCGGUUAGCCAAGGUUAUCACAGGGUAAUAAUCAGACAUUACAAGAAUGCACAAAAAACGAAAAUUAUUAAUUAUUUUUAACAUAAUUAUCUCACUACGAUUAGUUGAAAUAAAAUCAAAUUUAUUUUAAAAUAUGGGAAAGGUAUUUCUUAUAGAGUACGGUAUCAGGUAGUAAUUGUAACGAUACCUAGUUCUAAUAUCAUAAUAGAUGAGAAUUCCUCUAAAGUGCAAAGUAUUUGUAAGUAGGGAAGGGUAGCGUCAGGUAAUGUUUCGGAUAUUAUUAGGGUCCUAUUAUUAAAUACGUACGAUGGAGACAAUUUUCUGUAGUCAUUAUAAUAAACACUAAACUCGUGGCGUCGACAGUACCGAUAUGUAAUACUCGUCGCUUCGAUUGUACCUAGCCAAAUACAAUUGCUAAAUAUUUCUCGUAUUAUCUACGACUGUUAAAUGUUCCCUGUCGCUGUAAAUGUUGAUAUUGCUAAAGCGAUUGCGUGUCUCAAGUCUUCCAGAGAUGCUAUUGGUAGGUCUUCUAAAUCAAAUUAACAUUCCUUACUUAUUCCAAACUUUCGAAAGUAAUCAAACUUUCUUAUAACCGUCUUCCUUUGGCGUAUCUUUUUUAUUUUCCAACCACCUUGAGUCGCAAACUCCUCUAUUUUCAAAACUCUGUCUCUCAAUUAAAUGUACCUACUAUGUAUUUCAAUACUUAUCAUAAUGCCUACUGCGGAUCUUUUAUAAGGAAAAUUACAAUAUUUUAGCUAAAUAAUCCAUUUAAAAUUACCGCUAUUAAACGUUAAAAUAAGCUUUUUAAUAAUUUGUCACUGUUAAAAAAAUUGUGCCCAUAUAAUAAUCACUUGUUCAGGAAUUGUGACAUCAGUAUACAAGUACUAGAUUUUCAUGUAUUACUAGUGGGAGUAAUGUUUUUGUUAUAAGUACAUUUGUGAGAGCGUCCACCUCUGAUCAAUGGAUUGUUAUUGAAAUCUUGAAUGAUUUUGAAUGCGUUCUGUAACAUCGUGGCUAAUGAGUAAUGUUGUACGAGGGGACGCUUGCGCGGAAGUAAUAUUGUUGUCUGUACGAUGUUUAAUGUGAUGUAACGUGUAUUGUUGUAGAUGGUAAGAUAAUACAAGCAUCAGAUUGCGUAGGGCAGGUAACGUAAUAGACUUGAAUUAUCAAUCUUAGUAAGGCAUUCCGUACGGUACGGUGCAACCAUACGGUUACGCCGUGUGCGAAGUGCCUUAAGCGCCAAAUUAUAAAUUUCGAGUUGUUAUCAAUGUUUUGUGACCAUUUAGUAAUUGAGAAUCCCAAGUUAUAACUACUACAAUUUUAGGUCUUUUGGGUAAACUUGUUUGAAGUCUCAUGCGCUACCUGCCUUAUAAAUAAAACCCAGUGACUAUUCUAUUAUUAAUUUUUCUAUCAGAUAAAAAUAGUGUUAUGACAUGAAUGUUACCUUUGAUAUCGGACCCUGGUAUAGUUUUGUAGAGGUUUUUGGGAACUCAAUAAAUAAAAAUUUUACAAACACA